AUGUUCCCGACCGCUCGCCUUACCGCGUUCCUCGCUCUCGUCAUCGCUGCGGCAGCGUCGCCCAUCGUGACGAUUGACGAGCCAGUCGUGAAGCUUCCGCUCUCGAAGCACUUCAACGGCACGAACUUUGCUGCGACCGACCGUGCGCGCGUCGAGCACCUCAUCUCCCGCGGCAAGUCGAGCAACGGCGCUCUCGCUAGCGUUGGCAGCGCCCCGGUCACCAACCAGGCUGUCAUCUACACUGCCGCUCUUGAGGUUGGCACUCAGACCUUCGACGUUAUCGUCGACACCGGAAGCUCGAACACCUGGGUCGGCGCUGUGACCAAGUACAAGGCUGGCAGCACCAGCACGAACACUGGCAAGUCGGUGUCCGUCAGCUACGGCUCUGGUUCCUUCAGCGGCACGGAGUACACCGACACUGUCACCCUUGGCUCGCUCACCGUCACCAAGCAGUCCAUCGGCGUCGCCUCCCGCUCGACCGGCUUCUCGCCCUACGACGGCAUCCUCGGUAUUGGUCCCACCGACCUCACUGAGGGCACCGUCUCUGGUGUCUCUUCGGUCCCGACCUUCACCGACAAUCUCUACUCGCAGGGCACCAUCCCCGUCGACUCCGUCGCGGUCUCUUUCGAGCCCACCACCACCUCGUCGGUUGAGAACGGCGAGCUCACCUUCGGCGGCGUCGACUCGUCGAAGUACUCAGGCAGCAUUACCUACACUGCCACGACGAGCACGUCGCCUGCCAGCUACUACUGGGGCAUUGACCAAACCAUCACCUACGGCACGAGCACCUCGAUCCUUUCCAAUAACGCCGGUAUUGUUGACACUGGUACCACGCUCAUCUACAUCGCCACCGACGCGUACAACAAGUACGUUUCGGCCACCGGUGCCAAGCUCGACAGCUCGACGGGCCUGCUUACCGUCACGGCGACGCAGUACGCCGCGCUGAAGAGCCUCUACUUUACCAUCGGUGGCACCAAGUUCGAGUUGACUGCCAACGCGCAGCUCUGGCCGCGUUCGCUCAACUCCGACAUCGGCGGCAGCUCCGGCAAGUACUACCUUGUCGUGGCAGACAUCGGUACGAACUCUGGCGAGGGUCUCGACUUCAUCAACGGCUACACCUUCCUUGAGCGCUUCUACACCGUUUACGACACCACCAACAGCCGCUUCGGUAUCGCCACGACGCCGUACACCACCGCGACGACCAACUAA
Molecule: messenger RNA, 1209 nt
Organism: Peniophora sp. CBMAI 1063
Lineage: Eukaryota; Fungi; Basidiomycota; Agaricomycetes; Russulales; Peniophoraceae
Source: the annotation of a GenBank genome assembly